Clonostachys rhizophaga is the source of this 1197-nucleotide messenger RNA. NCBI's taxonomy places the organism in Eukaryota, Fungi, Ascomycota, Sordariomycetes, Hypocreales, Bionectriaceae. The record is from the annotation of a GenBank genome assembly.
AUGGGCAAAUUCCAGGACGAACCCAUCCCCUCCCCCAACCCAGCCACGCCUGUGGGGGAGUCACCUUCAUCGAUCAACCUCAAUUCACACGGCGGACCAUCUUUGAACUCGACCGAGCGCUAUUUCGACGAUGACCCAACCGAGCUCCAUGCCGAUGACCUCCCUCCCCUCUACAGCGACCUCGAGCAGGGCCCAUCGGAGCCAAUCAACCCUCUGAUCCCCCCCGGAACCAACGCUCUCAAGGUUCGACCGUUUCUGCAAGACAAGAACAAGGGCAUCGAAUACUAUCUCGACCACCGCCUGGACACGAAUCCCGAGUUCCUCGCCGAGCAUCUAGCCCACCUCGCCGUCAUCCCUCCCCGACCCCACGUCCACAUCCGUGGCGUCCACUCUGAGCAGGUCCGUAAAUCGGACGGCAAGUCGGAACGCCGCGAGAUCGUCGAUUUCAACCUGCAGAUCGAGCUCACCCACCUGCUGUACGAGGACAUCCAGGCGCAGAGGCCCUUCCUCCGCGAGAACACCACGGCGGGCAACUUCGAAAAGGUCCGCCGCGGCACCGUCUUCCCCACCAGAGCCCCCGGCUUCGGAGGCGCUGGCGUCGCCGAGGAGGGCACCCCCUCGGUCGAGGAGUGGUGCUCGCGGUACUGCAAGAGCCGCGCGGGACUCAAGAACUUCUCGUUCGAGCGGCAGAUCGAGGGGUGGGACUUUGACCUGCUGCGGGGCAAGCUCGAGACCCUCCUGCGAUCAACCAACUACCGCGGCAGGCUGGCCGUCGAGUUCCCCGUGCUCAACGCCCGCGUCGAGAUCUACAACGACUGCCUCACGAACCGCUGGCGGCUGACCAAGUGGAUCGAGAUGAUCUUCGUCUUCACCCUCAUGUUCGUCUUCACCUGGCCGUGGCUCCUCCUCCGCACCGCCCGCUGGGAGGCGGUCAACGCCAGGUGGCACCUGAGCGCCGUGGAUACCGUCGGCCGCAAGAAGUACGCGACCCUGAGCGAGGAGCAGUGGUACAACAUGUGGGCGCGGCCGAUCCAGAAGGCGGCGCUCGAGCGGAGGCAGGGGACGCUGGACCAGGGGGACCUCAACAGGGCCGGCCUGACGCCCGACCCCCAGGGCGGCUUCGCGAGCGCCGUCCAGGCUGGCGUCGAUGCCAUGGGCGUCGUCAACAGAUCUUUCGGCUGGGGCGGCGACAGCUGA